AUGGAACUGGCCCGCUAUGGCUACCCGCUGGGGUACAGCGUCGGCUGUGGCUAUGGCAGCACCUACUCCCCCGUGGGUUAUGGCUUUGGCUAUGGCUACAAUGGCUGUGGGGCCUUCGGAUACAGAAGGUACUGGCCAUACGCUCUCUACUGAUCUGCUGACGUUCCUGAGGCACAGUCUUCUCUCCCUGGGCUGCUGAGAGGCACAUCUCUCCCGAAGUCUCCUUUGUCAACGGAGUCGUCUUCCAUCUUUAGUUGCUCAACAAAUGCCAGCGUCGCUGUACUUUCACACGUAGCCCCAGAGGCCAACGGAAGAAAUGAAACAUCAGAUGACGCUUCUGGACAUUUUCAGAAACUUGACAUCCAAAUGGUCCGAAUUUGGCAUCUGGACAUUUUCAGAAACUUGACAUCCAAAUGGUCUGAAUUUGGCAUCAUGCUCUUGGCAUGUUAAAGUUGUGAAAUUGCCUCUCAACUU
Echinops telfairi (small Madagascar hedgehog) is the source of this 474-nucleotide messenger RNA. RefSeq names its product keratin-associated protein 8-1-like. NCBI's taxonomy places the organism in Eukaryota, Metazoa, Chordata, Mammalia, Afrosoricida, Tenrecidae. The transcript is spliced from 2 exons. The record is from RefSeq and is a predicted model, not a curated record. Bases 1 to 153 code for a protein of 50 amino acids.